CUCUGGCGGCUCCGGCACGCCACCGCUGCCGUGGACACGACAAGGGGCAAGAAACGGUGGCUGCCGGGGCGCACUUCCUGCUCGGCGCGCCGGCGCCACUGGCGCGCGCGCGCGCCCUCCCCAACGACCGGCAGCGGCAAGGGAGGCGGCGCACGAUGGAGCUCCCGACUGCUGUGAGCACGCUGGCAGCGCUGGCCGCCCUGCUGCUCGUCCGCCAAACAGGCGGACAGCUGUCCCCCGGGGAGUCGUGUCCAGCCGGGGACCGCCAGCAGCUCAGCGGGUGCCUGUCGGCUGCUCUGGAGCGCCUCCGACCCUUCUUCAGAAGCGGCAUUCCCGAGAACAACAUCCCACCGGGCGACCCGCUGACCCUGGAGCAGGUCAACUUCCGCGACGGACCGCUGGAGGCCCAGUACACCGACGUCGUCGUCAGGGGGUUCUCCGCCUUCGUGCUGCACAGCCUGGACGUGGAUCCGUUCGGCCGGCGGCUGACGUUCAACUUGACCGUGCCGGUGGCGAACCUGGCCGGCCGCUACAACGUCAAGGGCAACAUCCUGGGCGCCACCAUCAGCAGCCGUGGCACGUUCGCCUCGGAAAUUCAAACUGUGGAGAUCCUUGGAUUCGGUGAGCUUGGUUUGCGCCAGUCACCGGACGGCCUGUCAGACCACGUGCAGGCCACCAACCUUCGAGUGAAGCUGGAUAUUGGCCCCACGCAUCACCAGAUCAACUACGAGGCCAACUCGGAACGUGACCGAGUCAUAGGUGAAACUGUCCGCAAGCUAGUCACGAGAAACGACAAGAUUCUGCUGCGGGACGUUUGGCCCGAGAUCGAGACCAAGGUGGCGGAGGUGAUGUCGCGGCUGGUGAACCAGGUGCUGACUAUCAUCCCGGUCAGCUCGGCCGCCAGCGGCGUCGGGCCGGCGCAGGGGGCGCUCCAGGCGCGAGGUUUCGCCGGAUAAGUGCAGGCAGCACGGUCGCGCUGCUGCUUCAGCAGGCGUGCAGCGGACGCUGUCCCGAGACGUUUUCACUGUGAUUUUUAUAGCGAGCCAGCGACUGAACGCGCUCCUGCUGCUAGGGGCGAUUUGCGGAUACAUGUUACGGCUAUGAGCCAAUUCGCUGCUUUUCAUGCGAUGUGUGAGAGGAGCAAGGAAUGUGUGCGCUUGCGCAAUGUGUCCACGGUCUUGUGUCCACUGCGUUUUUGGGAAUUAGCAGCCUGAUCGAUAAAUGAAGAGUUAUCCCAAAUGUC
Amphibalanus amphitrite is the source of this 1243-nucleotide messenger RNA. RefSeq lists its product as uncharacterized. The transcript has 7 exons. The coding region runs from base 156 to 956 and encodes 266 amino acids. NCBI's taxonomy places the organism in Eukaryota, Metazoa, Arthropoda, Thecostraca, Balanomorpha, Balanidae. The record is from RefSeq and is a predicted model, not a curated record.